Molecule: messenger RNA, 426 nt
Organism: Dentiscutata erythropus
Lineage: Eukaryota; Fungi; Glomeromycota; Glomeromycetes; Diversisporales; Gigasporaceae
Source: the annotation of a GenBank genome assembly
AUGACUUAUAUAUGCACUUUAAAAUAUAAAGUUACUGUUCAUCUUAGUAGAGUAAGACGCUCUUGCUUGUUAAAGAAAAAACAAGCUAAACUUGCAUCGAACAGUUCUCAAAAUGUUUCAGCAAAUAGUGAUCUUAAAGAAAGUAAUAAUAACUUUGAAGAUGUUUUAACAAGCAACGAUGAUGAUCUUGAAGAAAGAAAUGAAGAUGUCUAUUACUGUAAAGGCAAUAAUGAAGAUGAAGAUUUUGAAGCACCAGUUAAUAACAAUAGUCUUGAGUACAACAAUACAGACGAUUACCUUGAAGAAAGUAGUGAUGACUUUGAAAGUAUUACAUUCCAUAGUGACAGUCUUGAAAGCAGUAACGAUGACCUUAAGGACAGUACUGAUGAUUGUAAAACUAGUAGUGAUGAUGUUUUAACCGAUUAG